UGCUUUUAUCAGAUCCAAACAACUUCACUACUUCUCUCCCUCUUUUCUGCUCAGAGGUCUUGGAUUCAUGAAUUUCCUUUCCUAAAUCUCAAUUAAUUCAUGUCUUUUCUUGUCUUGUCUUGAGGCUCGUGUUAUUCCUCCUUUUUUAGUUGAUUUCCGCAUCUUCCUCAAGCGAUUAGGGGUCUGGUUUUCUUAUUUCGUUUCCUUCCUGCUAAGAUGGAGCCAAGAAGACUUAUGAAUUACCCGAAAUGAUAUUGUUGGCGGAGGGCGUUUUCUUCGUGAUUUACUGACUCUCUUAUUUGUUUUUUUUUUUAAUUUCUUUUACUGUUUAACUUGUCUCCCGGUGUCUGACUGCAUAAAACUUUCCCUUAACAUUGUUACGGCCUCCAAUGCGCUUUCCCCAUACAAGGCUCCUUUUUGCAGCAAAAAGGACACUCUUUAAUUUUUUUUAUUAUAUAUAUACAUAUAUAUAUUUUUCGCCCCCUUUUUCGUUUUUGGCUGAACUGAGCUGUUUAAACUAAUUAGGGUUUCAGAUGCCUGUUGGAAAACCCAGAAAAUAAGCCUCAUCAGUGUACCUCUUGUUUGCCUCUCCUACCCUAUAUGCUCAGUUUCUGCAGUUUCUCGAUCCCUCCAUCCGAGGAACAUCGAAUCUAUCAUAUUCAUUCAUGGAUCUGCAGUCAUGGUUUGCAGAUGCAGCAUCCUCAAGAUUCACAUAUGCGCAGCAUGAUGAGGUUUUAAAUAUAUGAGAAUCUUGAUGAUGCUGCAUCGGCCAAUAUAUGACUUUAUAAAUUAAUACAAUUGAAGAUGAUCGGCCAAUAUAUUUACACUUUUCACUCAGAUUUUUCUUUGUUUGAUAUUCAAUUGAAAGGGGGAGAUCCUUUUUUUUAUUUUUUUUCUUCUUAUGCAGACAACUGGGGAAGCAGAAUCAUAAGAUUUCGGAGAAAUUAAGGUGAGUGAAUACAACUCAUCAUCUGCCCUCUAUUUUAUGUUGCAUCAUCUUUGUUUUUAGGGUUUAGAUUCCGACACAGAUCCCACAAUUAAGGGUUGCUAAUAAAACAUUAGGGUUGUUUGCUAAUUAGGAUAUGAAAAAUCAUAUGAUUAAUCUCUUAAUUUUUUUAUUUAGUACUCUCCAUACAUACAUACAUACAUACAUACAUAAAUGCAUUUACAUUUUGUCUUGAGUUUAUAUUCUUGUAUAUUAUCUAACAGGCCUAAAGAAACCUUGCAGAUGUACAGUGUAUAUAUAUACAUGGGAUCAUCUAUUCAUCUUUAAUCUAUAGAAUUUCCGUGGAGGAACCUUUUUAGAACCUUUUUUUUUUUUUUUGAAAGGCAUUUUAGAACCAAUUUUAAUUAAUGUGAGAUUGAUUCCUUUUGUCUUCUAAUACUAUUUCAUUCACAAUACAUUAUACAUAGAUGUAUAUUAUAUCCCCUAUUUUAAGGCAAUUAGUUUUCUAAGUCAUGCAGCUGGUGAUUCAUUUCUUCUUUUCCACAAUUGUUAAUUAUUUUUCCACUUAAUUACUAUCAUCAGUUCAUCACAAUGUUUUGAAAUAUUUCAUCUUCAAACUCUAUGAUUGUAACUGUUGCGAAAUUGUUUUCUAAGUCAAUUUCUUUGAAUGCAGCAGUUGGGACUUGGAAAGUUUUCUUAUUUUGAUGUCUUAUUCUGAAUUUCUGACCAAUGAUACAUGCAUAUAUGAAAAUGUGGAGU
Messenger RNA from Rubroshorea leprosula, 1705 nucleotides. The record is from the annotation of a GenBank genome assembly. NCBI's taxonomy places the organism in Eukaryota, Viridiplantae, Streptophyta, Magnoliopsida, Malvales, Dipterocarpaceae.